Drosophila eugracilis is the source of this 3763-nucleotide messenger RNA. RefSeq names its product WASH complex subunit homolog 5 (gene Strump). Gene Ontology annotation, cellular component: WASH complex; endosome. Gene Ontology annotation, biological process: endosome fission; actin filament polymerization; regulation of actin nucleation. The coding region runs from base 129 to 3707 and encodes 1192 amino acids. The record is from RefSeq and is a predicted model, not a curated record. Lineage: Eukaryota; Metazoa; Arthropoda; Insecta; Diptera; Drosophilidae. The transcript is spliced from 7 exons.
UUCAGUACGUAUUUUUGUCAUAUAUCGAAAUGUUCAUACUAGUGCACAAGAACUCUGAUUGGAUUGCAAAAGGGAAAAAAUGAAAACAUACGUUUAUGGAGUAAAUUAGGAGAUCAAGAAAAUGCACAAUGACUGAGUUCCUGGAUGAAAACAACGCCUGUGGCCAGAAUCUGCUAAAUAUAGUGUCGGUGGGCAAUUCUAUAAUAGCGGAGAUCCUUCGCCUUAAGGACUACGUACCUAGUAUUUAUAGACUGGACAACAAGGCAGAUAAGGCAAAAUAUGGUGAGAUUAUUUUGGAUUUUAGCUACUUUAAAGUGGCCGAGGAUCAUGAGAAAAAGAUCGAACAGAGCCCGGAACUGACCGAAUUGGAUGACGAGGCACGCGCCCAGCUUCCGCUUAUCACCCGAUUUUACCUAGCAUUCCAGAGUAUCCAUCACUAUGCGUCGGAUUUAAAGCAAUACAUCGAAGAGCUAAACAGUGGCUACUAUAUACAGCAGACACUGGAGACGGUUCUCCAAGAGGAGGAAGGCAGGCAACUACUUUGUGAAUCCCUUUACCUAUUUGGUGUGAUCCUCCUCCUGCUCGAUUUCCAUCUUCCGGGGGAUGUGAGGGAACGCUUGCUAAUCGCCUACUAUCGCUAUAGUGGUGGAGAUGCUACACCCAGCGGAGAUGAAAGUAAUAUACAUGAUGUAUGCCUGCUUCUCCGGUCUACGGGCUAUGUCCAUCCCACGGAGGCCACUAAAGUGCUUAGUUUGGGUGGAAAACAAGCAGCUGCUGCGGCUGCCAGUCUCGUUGUUACCAGAUAUCCCGAGGCCUUCUUCGCUCGCUUCCCCUUCGAUGAGAACUUUGUCGAUCUGGUGGUGGCACGUCUUCGAUGUGAUGAUAUAUACAAUCAGCUGACCCUGUACCCACAUCCUGCACAUCGCUCAACGGCUCUGUCCACUCAAGCGGCCAUGUUGUAUGUUUGCUUGUAUUUCUGCCCAAAAGUUCUCCAUUCCCAAAGCUCCCAAAUGCGUGAGAUUGUGGACAAAUUCUUCUGUGACAAUUGGACUAUAUCUAUGUACAUGGGCAUAACUGUUAAUCUAGUGGAUGCCUGGUUGGAUUUUAAAGCCGCCAGAUCUGCUAUAGAAAACGUGAUAAAUCCCGCGGGAAUAAAAGCUCUCUGUCAGCAGCAAAAGGAGCAGUUGGGAAAGACCUUGCAAAAGACCAAGGAGAUUUCCCGAGAAGGAGUCCUGAAUGAUAACUUUGUUCUAGAGCACGCCAACAAAAUUAUUCUGAUGAUGAGGCAAUCCAAUGUCUUGCUGCGCUGGUUUUGCCUGCACACUUCGAAAGAGGUUUUCGUCUUUGCUCAUACUGCUACCCUACCGGAACAAAUACAAAAAAUGGUGCUCCAGGAACUGCAAUUCGAUCGGAACAUGCUUUACCACCUGUUGCUUAAUUGCAGCCAAAUGGAAUUGAGUGUUAGGGAAUAUCUGACGGAGAUUCAGCAGUCUAAAGAGAAUCGCUGGACGAAAAGUAGGGAGGAAACAAUGCAAAGGCUGAAGGAGCUUAGUGAAGCCUUUGCCGGCUCCAGACCUUUAACAAAAAUCGAUCCAAAUCCUCAGUUGCAGCAGUGGUUUGGUGAAGUGGCCGGAAGGCUUCAGAAACUAGAGUUGAGCAGGCCUCAAAAGUCGGGAAGAUUAAUUAUUCAGGUCAUGCAGGCAUUAGAUGAAGUACAAGAGUAUCACAAUCUUCAUUCCAACAUGCUGGUUAAGCAGCAACUGCAGGAGACACGCGAAAUGCUAAAUAGGAUGGCGCAGUUAAUCAACCUGAAAGAAGACAUCGAAAUCCACAUCCAGAUGAUCACCGAUUUUAGCUACGCAUGGCACCUUAUGCAACGCGAUUUCACGCCCCUCAUGCAGGAUCACAUUAAACGACAGCCGCAGGCUGUAAUUGGUAUCCGUGCGGUGUUCCUCAAGUUAGCCAGCACACUGGAGGUGCCACUGAUGCGGAUCAAUCAGGCCAGAAGCGAGGAUCUGGCCUCCGUGUCUAACUACUAUAGUACAGAGCUUGCUAACUUUCUGCGACGUGUCCUGCAAAUCGUUCCGGAGACCAUGUUUAACAUUCUGGCAAGGAUCAUACAUCUGUUGACAAAUGUGAUCAAAGAGUUUCCCACGCGAGUAGAAAAGGAGCGCCUUAAGGAUUAUGCCCAAUUCGAAGAAAGAGCCAAGGUGGCUCAGCUUACUAAUUCCAUCGCCGUUUUCACUAAAGGAAUCCUCAUGAUGAAAACAACUCUAGUGGGAGUGAUCGAAUUGGAUCCCAAGCAAUUACUAGAGGAUGGGAUUCGUAAGGAGCUAGUGAAUCACCUGGCCAAUGCCUAUAAUCUAGGUCUGAUCUUUACGCCUGAAAAAGGCAAAUCUCCUGUGCAUCUUCUCCAACAGAAACUGCAAGCUCUUGCCAAAACGAUAGAAGGAUAUCGUCGAUCUUUUGAAUAUAUUGAGGACUAUUUGAGAGUUCAGGGACUUCGGAUCUUGCUAGAGGAAUCGCAGCGCAUCAUCAACUACAAUGUGGAGAAGGAGUGCAACGCCUUCCUUCGCAACAAGGUGCACGAAUUGCAAUCGGAGCACCAGAGCCAGAUCAUUCCAAUUCCUAACUUCCCACCGCUGCUGGGAGAUCCCUCCAACAACUUUAUUGGUCGCCUAGCCCACGAAAUUCUGCGGUGCACAGAUUCCAAACAUACUAUUUUCCUUGACUUAAAGAGCACCUGGUAUGAAAAGAAAGCUCCACACCAAGAAGUCUUAGCAGGAUCUGGAUUCUUUCGGAUACUUCGAGAAGCUUUGGCUCCUGCAGGAAUGGUAGGAUUGGAACGUCUGUAUGCCCAUAUGUUGGCGGAUGAGCUGAAGCGCAAUUUGGAAAGGCUACAGCGAAACUUAACCUCUGACCGUAUGUGGGUGGAUACGUUAGCCAGUUUGACUCGAGAGCUAGAGGCUCGAGACUUUCCAUCUCCGGAGGUGUCCAAACAGCCGUUGAAGUAUUACCAAACGUACACCCAAAGGUGGCUUAAGGUUUGGCCAACGCUACUGGAUUGGGUAUUGUCCAUUGGACAGAAGCAGCUACUCCGACGGGAAAUCGCAGGGGAGCUGAGCUUUAGUAGCAAAUGUGAUGCUAAGCUGCUGGAGAACACGGCUGAUACCCUAAAUAAGGCUCUUCUGUUGGAACUAUCUCUUAGCAAGGAUCUCUGUGAUGAACAUGGCGUGGCCAUGCUGACUGAGCUGCAGGAAACCCUGCUUUAUACGGGAAACUUUGAACCUUUGGAGCAGGUGUUUCUGGCCACCAAGAACACUCACAAUAUGUCGCUGUUUCUUUUCCUAUUCACCGUAGCCCAUUUGGGCCGUUUGCAGCAUUCCACGAAUACAGAUUGUCUGUUACCAAAAUCAGCCAAAGAUAACAUUGAUAAUGUGCCUUUCAUAGUGGGUCUGCUAACGAUCCUACAACAGUUCCAUAGGAACGUAAAGAUGUUAUACAUAUCCUAUAUGAGUCAGUACGUGGUGACAGUUUCUGAAGCUCAGUUAGUGGAUAAGGAAAUACUGGGUCCCGAAGUUGUUACUACUCUCCACUUCCUCUUGGCCUUUAUAAGAAUUGCUCGAUUGCCGCUGAGAGUUCUGGAGCAGCGUAUUCCUAAUAUGAUACUCAGCGAGUACGAGUAUCUAUCCACACCAGUAAAGUAAGGACUAACAGUUUGGGCUACACAAACUUUAAUAAAUCCGAAAACAUAACAAGGAAA